This is a messenger RNA of Megachile rotundata (alfalfa leafcutting bee), 7491 nucleotides long. It is a transcript of the gene Alk, whose product is annotated as Anaplastic lymphoma kinase. Gene Ontology annotation, molecular function: protein binding; transmembrane receptor protein tyrosine kinase activity; ATP binding. The record is from RefSeq and is a predicted model, not a curated record. Gene Ontology annotation, cellular component: signaling receptor complex; plasma membrane. Gene Ontology annotation, biological process: protein phosphorylation; regulation of neuron differentiation; positive regulation of kinase activity. Lineage: Eukaryota; Metazoa; Arthropoda; Insecta; Hymenoptera; Megachilidae.
CAAUCAUCCAGCCACCUCCUCGACUCUAUUCUCUUCCUUCUCUUUCCCCGGGAUCGUUCCCCCGUCAGCAUCCUCCUCCGUUUCUUCACCUUCAUCCUUUCCACUCGAUCUCCUCGUCUCGCAGUCACGUCCCCGGCUCGCAAACUCUUUUUUUCCCCUGGACGUCCAAAUAUACCCGCGUACGCGUAACCGAGGAACGCUGGACGUCGCGACGCCUGGCUGGCUGUACCAGCCUCGAAUAUGCGCCCAAGGUGAAUCCUGAUGAACGUAUCAUCGAUCGGUGGUUGCUGAACCAGCCGGUGUGCUCCGGUCCACGCGUGUACGCGCAAAGAGCUGCUGCUGCUGUUUCCACGAACGAGAGAUCCUCCGAUCGCUGAUUUUCACCCGAAUCGUCCUAAAGAUAGUCCCCGGGUCGAGGAGACAAAGAGACCGUGGAAAAAGAGCGCGAGAGAGCCGCGAGGGAGAGGGAGAGACAGGGAGGUCUGAGUUUUAUCGAUUGUCGUCGUGGGACGAGAUACGUGCCGGAUUUCAGAUCUCGCGCUGCGACAGAAUCAAUUCUCGUGCGGUCCAUCCACGGGGUGCAUUCGGAUCAUUCGAAGGGAUGACUUCGGCAUCGGUGACCGGUGAUCUCAGCUGAUGGUGGUGGUACGUUGCUCGAAGCAGGGUGGUCCGUCGUUGGGGUGACAGAUGCGAGAGGUCGUCGCGGAGAAAGUGUGUGAUCUCUCGUGUUACGUGCGCUCUGUUUUCGUGCCAAUCGAACGACAGUUUUCUAGAUGUACAUGUGUUGAUCGAGUGUAGAGGAUAAUGAGAGGUACUGCUUCUGAAUCGUACGGGAUUUACAGAUUUCAGGAUUACGAAGGCGACCUAUUUUUUCGGAGACGCAGAAAGAAGGAGAAACCUAACCAUUGCUGAAAUCUGUAAUCCCAUUCAUGGGAUACCAUGAACCAUUAGAAGCGAAAAAUAAAAAUUGAAGAGGUGUUAAUUCAACAGAACGAAUGAAAUACAAGAAACUAUGCUGGAAAAUUGCACAAGUUCGUUCUCGAUCGAAGGAUAUAUCGAGCGCGAGGAAAACAGGGAGUAAUGAUCAGAGGUACUUCCAGGGUGUUGACCGCUAAUUCGAGACGACUAAAGCACUGUUGCCAGAGCGAAUUCCAUCUGUUUGGCAACCUAUUGUUACGAAUUCUCCUUAUUCUUUGCUAUAUUACCGGCACCUGUUGUUACUGGAAAGAGAAGAUGCCGCGCGGGACCAACGAUAUACAGAUCGGUUUGAGCCGAGCGCUCCAACUCGGACACUGCGAUUUGGAGAUCACCUGCGAUUGGUUCUGGGAUCAAACUUCUGGCUUUAAAAGAAUCACACCGGCCUCUAAAGGAAGACAUGUACCUACCACGGAUGCUAGUCGUUCGGAAACAGGGCAUUUCUUAUGGUAUACCGAAGGAGAAAAGGCCCAAAUGUGGUCUGUGACUAUUCCACCAACUGGGACUCGUUGCGUAUUAGAAUUAUCGUUAUACCAAGUCGAAAUGAAAGAUGGUGCUAUCAAGUUGCUCAUAACUACAAAUAACACAAGUUCCAUUGCCGUGGAGAAGGCCGGAAAUAACCAUGCAAAAUGGGAUGUAACGCGAUUUAAACUGGGUGCAAUUAGUCAACAUCAUAGGUUAUUGCUAGAGUUCCUGUUACCUUAUUCCAACUCUAGCGUCGGUGUCGACAACAUCCGUCUGAUUGACUGUUUUCCGGAACGACUACAGCCAGGAACAGCAUGCACCGACAACAUGUUCCAUUGUAGUAACGGUUUGUGUUUAAACAGAACACAUGUCUGCGACCUAACAAAAGACUGCCCUAACGGCGAAGACGAGGGUCUCGACUGUGACAAAAUACCAGAGAAUGCCAGAUGCAAUUUUGAGCACGGAUGGUGCGGUUGGAGAAACGUACCAGGAAGACCUUUAAUUUGGACCCUCCAUCAAGGUCCCACACCGUCGGAGAAAACUGGACCUAGUUAUGAUCACACGUACCGUAAUGCGUCUGGAACAUAUGCUUACGUAAACAUGUCGAAAGCAGUGAACAUGCCGAAAGCAAACUAUGGUAGUCGCGGAACUAUUGAAAGUCCACUAUACAAUCCUACACCUCCGUACAGUAGCGAUGAAAAAAGUCCUUAUUAUAAAACUUGUGAAGUACGUUUCUUUUAUCAUCAAUAUGGAGCACACAGUGGUUCUCUUGGAUUAUACUUGGUUCAAGUGAAACCACAUCAGAACCAGUCCGAAAGUUUGUGGUGGUCUUAUGGCGAUAGGGGUGACGUGUGGUAUAAUCAGGCUAUCACCUUGCCUGACAUUAGAUACAGAUAUUUUUUGCAAUUUGAAGCAAGCAGAGGAAUCUCCUCGAAAGGUGACGUGGCAAUCGACGAUUUUUCUUUGAGUCCCGAAUGCUUUGGAAUUGGGGUUCCACCGGAAGUUGUUGGAAAAUUCAAUUACUACAAUCCUGUUAUCGACUCGGAGAGGAUCCCUGAUCAACACGCUGAUUUCGUUAACGAAACUGUCAUAAAAAUCACUACUUGUGGUGCAACAGGAAGAACAGGUCCCACGCGAGAACUAUGUAGCGAAGAAUAUAACAAAACAGGCGUAGAAUUAAUGGUACCUCCACCGGAUCUGAAAGAUCCAUUUUCCUAUAAUUUAAAUGGCGUUCAACGAUGGACUGCACCUCGUGGAGGAUAUUAUACAUUAAUCGGAACGGGUGCUCGAGGUGGAAAGGGUUCCAGUGGUAUGGGAAGCGCCCUUGGUGCUCUUGUUCGCGGAGUAAUCGAAAUGGAGAAGGGUGAACAAUUAUAUUUCAUGAUCGGACAACCAGGAACUGACGCGUGUCCCAAAAAUUUAGGAUUGAGUAUAAACAGUUGUCAGAGUAACCAAUCGUACGGAUUAUCUCUAUCCUCCGGAAGUGCUUCUAAAGUACACGAAGUAAGAAAAAUCAAGAUCAGAGAUGGCGGAGGUGGCGGUGGAGGAGCAACCUAUAUCUUUACAUUAAAAAACAAUCAAGAACAACAUCCGGUAUUGAUUGCAGCCGGUGGGGGAGGUAUAGGUUUCGGACAAUUUGUCGAUAAUGGGCUUCAACAUGGUCGAGGACCUGCUCCUCCCGGAAGACCACCCAUUUCUGGUGCUGCUCUUUCGGCGGACGCGGGUGGCCCUGGUGGUGGGUGGAACGGGUCAUCGAGUAACGUUUCGGGUCAACGAACUUCCGCUGGUACAUCCCUGGUUCGGGGUGGUGUAGGAGGAAUUGGUUGCAGUCCUGGAAAUCAGAGUCACGGAAAUGGAGGAUUCGGUGGUGGGGGUGGUGGAUGUCGUACUGGAGGUGGUGGGGGUGGCUAUAUAGGUGGUGAUACAGGCCAUAUAGAACCCAGCAACGGCGAAGGCGGUUACUCUUAUGCCAGCCGUGAGCUUAUGCAUGUUCACUUCCGGCCAGGAAUAAAUCAUGGUCCUGGAGAGGUUUACAUUAUUCCUGCUAUCAGUGGCUGCGGUUGCGACUUCCGUUGCGUCGCUCUUGAUCAGUACCUGAGCGAGACAAAGUGUCUUUGUCCUCCGGGCUGGUUACUGAGCAAUGAUUCCAGAUCAUGCGUCAUGGCUGAUGAUUCCAAGGUUACUCAACAGACAUUCAUUAUCUGGCUCAUAGCCAUUAGCGUUAGUGGCCUAUUUCUUGCCUUCACUGCUCUUUGCUUAGUACUUUAUAACCGUUAUCAAAAUCGGAAAGAAUUGUUACGUCGAAGACAAGUUAUGUUUGGUAAUGGAACCGAGUUAACAUCUUUACGCGCUGUGUCCGAUACUAUGAUGACGGAAUUCAAUCCUAAUUACGAGUUCGCUGGGAAUUUAUAUAGUUUUAAGGAUCUGAAGAAAAUACCUCGGGAAGACAUCACUUUGGUGAAACCCCUCGGACAAGGUGCUUUCGGCGAAGUAUUUCAAGGCGUUUACAAACUCGGACACCAAGGUGAGAUGCCAAUAGCCGUGAAGAGUAUACCAUGUUCAUCCAGGCCUCAAACAGAAGCUGAUUUCAUGAUGGAAGCUCUGAUUAUGAGCAAAUUCAAUCAUCCUAAUAUAGUAAAAUUUGUCGGAGUUUCGUUCGAUAAAAAUCCCAAAUACAUCGUGUUAGAACUACUCGCUGGUGGGAACCUGAAGAAUUUUCUUCGCGAAGAAAGACCACGCGUUGACCGUCCCACGUCGUUGACUAUGGUGGAUUUGAUCAUGUGCGCCUACGACGUCGCCAUGGGUUGCCAAUACAUGGAGGAGGCUCGUUUCAUCCACCGGGACAUAGCAGCAAGGAACUGUCUACUCACCAGCAAAGGACCUGACCGAACAGUGAAGAUCGCAGACUUCGGCAUGGCCAAGGACAUCUACAGAAGCGACUACUACAGAAAAGGAGGCAAAGCCAUGUUGCCCAUCAAAUGGAUGCCACCCGAAAGUUUCCUGGACGGAGUAUUCACCACGAAGACGGAUGUCUGGGCAUUCGGCGUGUUGUUAUGGGAAAUCAUGUCGUUCGGUUAUAUUCCAUAUACGGGGUGCACCAAUCGGGAGGCUAUGACAAUGGUAACGUCGGGGGGUCGUUUGGAGAAACCUGUGGGGUGUCCUGAUCCUAUUUACGGAAUAAUGACCCGCUGCUGGCAUCCUCGACCCGAGGACAGACCCAGUUUUGCAACCAUCGUUGAAAGACUUGGGUACUGUUUGCAGGACCCUGACGUCAUAAAUCACCCAACGCCCAAGUUUGAUAUUUUACCGAUCUGCGAUCGUGAAAUAACGAUUAUGAGGCCGGAUCCGGAAACGGAGUGUAUCAACGUGCAAUCGGAACUGGAUGCCUGCGGGUACAUGCAGCCCAAAAUCAUCGAUCCACGUUCGGCGAUCCAGCGAUUGACGAUGGCUGCUGCUAAUAACAAUCCUUCGAAUCCUGGAAACGAAAAUACGGUUAGAACUAAUGCAAACGAGAGGAAUUCAGUGCAACCUACAGACUGUUUGAGACCGCGGUUUCAGAAUAAUCCAUAUGGCUCUAAUUCUGACAAGUCUGAGCAAAAUACGAGUACUAAUAAUUUCAGCGAUGAGAAUGAUCGCACAGAGAAGACACGAAAAGAAGACGACUCAAGUCGCGAAGAGCAAAGCGUACAUCGAACUUCAACGGACAUCGAAAAUAGCGGUAAGUUAGAAAUCGCAGACAAUGGUAACAACCGUCCAGCAAAGACCGAGAGUCGUGGAAGCAGCACGAACGACGUGUCCGACGUGGACAGAAGAAACGGUAACGACAGCGUAACAGACACGAACUCGGACUCCUUGAUCGUUGCUUCUUCAGAUACACCGCCUGACACGACGAAUUCUUCACCGAUCACUCGUACCUGCUCCCCUAGUCACACUGGCCUAAACACGAAUGCCGCUAACGUUAACGGGAUGUUAAAGAAAAAUGCUCUGAAAGCUGCUCUCAGUUUGGAUCCUAGUGCACUGUGUCGUGGAACGAUACCGUACGAGAAAAUUGCGUUUUCCUCGCCUCCGCAACGCUCGAGCACGCCCGGAAGUAUGGAGAUUAAAAAGGAUUCUCUGGGUCACCAGCUACCGAGGGAAGAGGAAUGCUCCUGCUGAGAUUUGUACAAAGGGGAGUGACAAUACUCCCCGGCCGUCAUUGUUACGACACGAGCAACCAACGGCAAAUCGUUGCGACGAUCCGCGACGAUAACCGGCGUCACGACGUCGAUCCGUAUCGUGGAUUCCUCGUCGUCUCUGUGGAUACGAGACGAAGAAUGCUCGCGUCGCGUCUAUUCCGAGGAGACACUCCUAUAAAUCGGAAAACGAUGAAUGUUGCCGCCUGAUAUAUGUGUGCUUCUCGACGGGAAGCCAUUUUCGUCCAUAACCAAAAGGGAAGUGUUUAAUUGCGUUUACUAAAUGGACGGUCCAUAGUAUUGCUGUAAUAGAUUCCAUUCACAAGCUUGAGACCGUCCGUUGUUAAAUUCAACUAAAUCCUUUUCUCCCACUCGCGUACACGAGAUAUAUAGGCGGUCUUUAAAUAUCCUAUGAAAACUAUGGAUUCUUCAUAGCAAACGGUUACGAAAAGCCGUUUGAAGUUUUGCAAUAGGACACUCCGUUCUAAAGAUGGACCUUCGGGCCGCCCCGUAGCGCUAUGGGGUUCACCCGGGUAUCUCCACGGAUUUAAAACUCAAUUGCAAAUAAUUGUAUCAAGUUUUUAAAAGUUGAUAAUAUUAAUUUAUUAUUACAUAUUAUUGUAAGUUUAUUCUAUUACUAUAAUAAUGGAUUAGAUUCGAAAUGAACUUAAAAUGGCGUAGACAGUCUUCAAUAUCUCGAGAACGAAAGUUCGGAUCGCAAAACGGUAAACGACUUUUCGAAUCCGUUUUCCACCAAGAAUCCAUAGUUUUCAUGCAGAAUAUUUUUCCGGGCAUCCUGUAUACAAAUAUCUACAUGUAUGUAAAAACGUGAACAUAUUAUCGUCGUGUCUGAUAAGCAAACGCAAGGGUUAAGACAGUUAAGUCUUAGAGCAACUAUCACACCGAACACAUUCCACGCACACACACAUAUAUAUAUAAAUACAUAAAUAUUAUAAAUUAUCGAGGAAAACUAUGUAGAUAUAGUCGUUAUCAGCUGUUAUACGGUACUAACCCUGCAGGAGGAUGACUACAGAUAACGUCGGGGUCUUUUUUGUCCUUAACAAAGUACGCAGGACUCGCGGGCCGCAUUGUACGGAACAUUUUUUUAAGAUUGCAAAACGAUGUUCUACACGUAGAAGAAGUUUUAGUGAGUGAGAGAGAGUGUGACAGAGAGAGAGAAAGACAGAGAGAAAGAGAGAGAGAGAGACAAUACACUAUACACAAGACUUAAUUUACACGAAAGGGAAAAGAAUACGCCCGUCGGCGUUCUUUCUAUACACACACCUAUAAACCUUUGUAUAAUGUAUGUAUAUUUACGAGAAGAUUCUAGACAAGGCUCACGUCGGAUCGCCUUCUUGAUAAAUUAUCAUUUUUUUUUAACAAUAUCAACGGACAACGAUCGUAACGUCUCAGAAAAACUUAACUGAAGGGUGUGAAGAUUACCUGACUGUUGACGAACGAAAACGAAAACAAAAAAAAAAAGAGAAAACAUGAAAUAAUUAAUUAAGGUAUCCCCUCUUGUCUACCUCGUUGAUUACUCGUUGUUUUAACCAAGAAGAUAAACGACGGGUUGGUGGAAAGUCGGUUUGUUUAACAUCGAUCUCGUUGUAUACGAUCGCUGUCGCGAAAAAGAAAUGAAACGGGCAGGUAGAGUUUUCGAAUCGCAAAACAAAACGAAGAUUUAAAAGAACAAAAAAAAAAUAAUAAUAAUAAAUAAAAGAGCACAGGCCCUUUUUUAUUUUUCUUACAACGACGACGUACUUUACGUGCGCGCAGCGUAUGAAAGUCAACCACCAUAUACCUGUACGUAAAACGUAAUAAAGACAUGUUUGUGGAAAAUUCUGGUGUUUUUAUUCGCACACUUUGAGGUUUUGUAAAA